AUGGUACUGAACCCCAAGUGUUUGAUUUCCGGCACAGAGGGCUCUGCACCUCGCAGGCUGCCCACCACCCCAGCCAUUCACGAGUUCCCCACAGACCUGUUCUCCAAUACGGAGCGACAGCACGGAGCCGUCCUGCUGCACAUCCUCGGUGCUCUCUACAUGUUCUACGCCCUGGCCAUCGUGUGCGAUGACUUCUUCGUUCCGUCUCUGGAAAAGAUCUGCGAGAAACUCCAUCUGAGUGAAGAUGUGGCUGGAGCCACCUUCAUGGCUGCGGGAAGCUCAACGCCUGAGCUGUUUGCUUCUAUCAUUGGCGUGUUCAUCACCCACGGAGACGUUGGGGUUGGGACCAUCGUGGGCUCUGCCGUGUUCAACAUCCUGUGUAUCAUCGGCGUUUGCGGAUUAUUCGCGGGCCAGGUGGUCCAGCUGACGUGGUGGGCCGUGUGCCGAGACUCCGUGUACUACACCCUGUCUGUCAUCGUGCUCAUCGCCUUCAUAUAUGAUGAAGAAAUUGUGUGGUGGGAAGGCCUGGUGCUCAUCAUCUUGUACGGGUUUUACAUUCUGAUCAUGAAGUACAAUGUGAAGAUACAGGCCUUCUUCACAAUCAAACAAAAGGCCAUUGCCAAUGGCAAUACCGUCAGCAGCGAGCUGGAGGAUGGUAAUGAUUACUGUGGUAGUAGCUCUGAUGACCCUUCCAUGCCAUUGCUGGGGCCAGUGAAGGAGGAGCCACGGUACAGCAAAAGCCCGGUGGUGAUGGUGGACGAGGUCAUGAGCUCCAGCCCGCCCAAGUUCAGCUUCCCCGAGGCGGGCCUGCGCGUCAUGAUCACCAAUAAGUUUGGGCCCAGGACCCGGCUGCGGAUGGCCAGCAGGAUCAUCAUCAACGAGAGGCAGAGACUAAUCAACUCAGCGAACGGUGUGAGCAGAAAGCCACUUCAAAACGGGAGGCAAGAAAACAUCAAAAACGGGAAUGUUCCCAUGGAAAACCCAGAGGACCCCCCGGGGGAGCAGCAGCCCCAGCCCCCACCCCCGCCGCCACCCCCGGAGGCAGAGCCGGUGGAGGCCGCCUUCCUGUCCCCGUUCUCCGUGCCCGAGGCGAGAGGGGACAAAGCCAAGUGGGUGUUCACCUGGCCGCUCAUCUUCCUCCUGGGCGUCACCAUCCCCAACUGCAGCAAGCGCUGGGAGAAGUUCUUCAUGGUCACCUUCCUCACCGCCACGCUCUGGAUCGCCGUCUUCUCCUACCUAAUGGUGUGGCUGGUGACUAUUAUCGGGUACACGUUUGGGAUCCCCGACGUCAUCAUGGGCAUCACUUUCCUGGCGGCAGGCACGAGCGUUCCAGACUGCAUGGCCAGCUUAAUCGUGGCGAGACAAGGCCUUGGCGACAUGGCGGUCUCUAACACCAUAGGGAGCAACGUGUUCGACAUCCUGGUGGGACUCGGCAUACCGUGGGGCCUGCAGACCAUGGUUAUCAAUUACGGAUCUACAGUGAAGAUCAACAGUCGGGGCCUGGUCUACUCCGUGGUGUUGUUGCUGGGCUCCGUGGCGCUCACCGUCCUGGGCAUCCAUCUCAACAAAUGGAGACUGGACUGGAAGCUGGGCGUCUACGUGCUGGUCCUCUACGCCAUCUUCCUAUGCUUCUCCAUCAUGAUCGAGUUUAACGUCUUCACCUUCGUCAACCUGCCGAUGUGCCGAGAAGACGACUAAAGCCGAGCUCUGCCCGCUGGGAGCUGUUCUGGACACCGGCCUAGCGUCCUCCCCUCGCUCCCUCCCCCCACGAGUCCCCUGCGCUGGCAGCCACCGGCUGUCUUUUCUUACACUGGAAGGAAGAGCCAUCAUGGUCUUUGGCCACGGGCCCGGCUGCUGGGCAUCCUCCUCUUCCUGGGAGUCAGUCCUGCCCUCCAGAAGGCGAGAUGCAGGGGCCGCUCUCUGAGCAUCUUCGCAGCCCUGAGCUGCAGUCACAGGAUGUGGCGCGUGUCCCAUCUCUCGCGGACACGUCGGUCAGAAGGACUUCUGGGUGCAGUUUGUCUUUCUGUUUCGCGGCAUCCUGAGAAAUGAGGUGGUCGGUGACGGUGAAGUCUCCUGGGCAAGUGCAAAAUGGGAAUGUUGUCCUCAAGUGUCUUCUCUGGGCCAGAGGGGGGCGUUGCUUAGGCAGCUUUUGCUGCAAAGAGAGGAAGAGCCGCCGACUUCUGCUGGAGCAGGGGCCUCCCCCUGCCGGGGGUGCGGGGCUGUGGUGGCAGACACCCCACCCCUUUUUCUAGACCAAUUGGAAGAAUGGAAACCGUUUUUUCAGGUUUGUUUAUUGUUGUUUUUACAGCAGAAGCGAGAAAACAAGAAUGCAAUAUUCUUCUCCUUGUAUUGAUGCAUUCAGAGAAUGAGCAAUGAAAUAUUAAACAUGAAAUGUCCUACAGACCA
Myotis lucifugus (little brown bat) is the source of this 2406-nucleotide messenger RNA. Its product is annotated as sodium/potassium/calcium exchanger 4-like. Lineage: Eukaryota; Metazoa; Chordata; Mammalia; Chiroptera; Vespertilionidae. Gene Ontology annotation, cellular component: membrane. Gene Ontology annotation, biological process: calcium ion transmembrane transport; intracellular calcium ion homeostasis; sensory perception of smell. Gene Ontology annotation, molecular function: calcium channel activity; calcium, potassium:sodium antiporter activity. The record is from RefSeq and is a predicted model, not a curated record.